UAGGUAUAGUAUGUACAGUAAAAUAAAAAGCCACAUGUAAGCGUUCGAUAGCAAAGCCGGUGAUUGUUUAAUUAUUUUUAUUGUUCGUAAAUAUAAAAAACAAUGGAAGAAAAAACUGGAAUUGAUGAUGCCUGGACACCUUUUAAAGAACUUCAAAAUUUUAUUGAACGUUAUGUUGUAUCUGCAUCGACUACACAUGAUCCCCAGUAUCAUGAAUUUAUGGAGACAUUGCGAAAUCAUCGACAGAAUUUUCUGUCCCUGUUGAAAAAUCAGCCAAAAGAUGCAAAAAGUCGUGAAGAAAUUCAAAGAGGAAUAACUGAAAGUGUGACACUGCCUGGCUUAGGAAAUCAUGUCUUAUCAAAAGAAUUAGUCGACGAAACGCUAAUAAUAUCAGACAUGUACGAUUUGAACGAAUUCGUAGCCCUGGAUCUUUUGUGUACAGCCCAACUACAAAUGUCACAUCAUCCAGGUUUGACUCGUGGCCUGACCGCAAUUUUACUGUAUUACGACGGUAGAAAAGCACUAACGUCAGCUCUGAGAACUCUAGUACAGGCGCGCAUUGGCCACAGUUGGGUUCUAGACACGCCCGUGGCAUUAACAAAAAAAAUAACCGAGUACACGAAUAAAAUGAAGGAAGACGGGCUAUUGGAUCGCGUACUGUCGCUGCUAGAACAAAUGGACCCCAUAAAGGAGCAAGAUCUCUUGCAGCAGAAUCGCGCACUCGGUGGCCCCAAGCAUCAUCAGAUGGUCAUGCGGCUGUACAACGACACGCGACAGGACUUAGCAGACAUUCUUUAUCUCUGGUCAGCUCAGUCUUCAUUGCCGACUCAAAUAACUUUCAAAUUGCUGUCGUUUUUAAGAAGACGUCAACCAGAAACUGAUGUCAGAAAUGGCGGACCAGACAAAGUAACGCUCGCUUUAAUUAUGGCCUUACUAAAUGCCAUUAAUUUGAGCUCGCUCAAUAAUCGUGAAGACGGUGAAGUUAUCGUUAAAUCAGUGCCUUUGGUAGCUGAACGCGGUGUGCUAGAGGAAUUAUUCCAAGAGCUAAUGAACCCAAAUGUGUCAUGGGAAAAUUCAGGACUAUGUGGUUUAGUUCAAUUAGCGUUCGCUGUUGCUGUCACGACAAUUAAGUCAGCGUCAAAUCUAUCCAUUGGCCAGAAUAUAAAUCAAGAAGAUGAAAUUCUUGUCGAAGCUGCGUUGUCAAACAAAGCGUUCCAUUUUAUAACGAAUGUUAUAUUUAAAAACGAUGAUAUUUAUCAUGAAGAAUUUUAUUUACGUUACUUUCAUACAUUGAUAUCAGACUUUAUAACAUUAAUGCCAAUGAAAGUCAAAGAAUUGCGUAGCAAAGCUGAUGAAUUCAUGAGAUUUAUCACAGCCUAUCAGCAAGAAGGAGUUGAACCGCCAGUCAAUCCUGAUGAUCACUUUGAAUAUUUAAUGCUAACGGUAUCAGAAUUGUAUAAAAAGGACCCGCUUAAAUUAAAUCUUGUUCUUGAAUAUUGGUGUCAGAAUGACAACGUCAGUCAUGGAUCGUCAAACGUCCACGUUACGAGAUUGCCAGCCCGUCAGGUCGCGUUGUUCAAAUUUGUGCGCCUAGCCGGUGAAAUAUUGCCAGCUGGUCUAUUUGUCCCAUACUUGAAAAUGAUCGCGUCAUUGGCAUCAUCACCCCAAGCUGCCAGACACGCUUUCAAUUUUUUAAAACCCAACGGCUCUAGUGGAUCGCCGAUCUCAUGGGAUCAUUUUUUCAAUUCACUCAAUAGAUAUUACUACAAUUUACGUCAAGAGUUACCACCAAGUCAGGACACGAUUUAUCGUCAACGCUGUCAUCCUAAAGGAAUAACUCCGCACGAAGUAAAAGGUCUCGAAGCCGUACUGACAGUCGUGCAAAUCGUCGCUAAAUAUGAUGAGAUGUCACGCAUUGCGAUUUGUGAUCACCCAGGCUGGAAAGUCAUACCAGCGCUGAUAGGUCUCGUAGGAUGCGCAAUGCCUAUUCCCCUCAAAGGUGUUUUAGUUCGCACAUUAGCUGCUCUAGCCAAGUCACCAGAAAGCUCAAGUACCAUCUGGCAAAGUCUAGAAGUCGCGCAAAUUUUGUGUACCAUCCCAACGACCAGCAGCUAUCAGCCACGUGGUGUGCAGACAGAGCUAGAAGAAAUCGAAUCGCGCAACGAAGAAUAUCCGCUAACCCGAGCGAUGCUCGAAUUAUUGGAUGCUCUGCUAGAUUAUCCAAUUCCUCGCUUGCUUGGUGUCGGUCAAAGAAACCCAGGGUUCGAUCCCUAUUUGUAUUUUAUUAUCAACACAGUUUUUCUGAGAUUCAACACACGGUCGUAUAAAAAUCCAAAAGAAAAAUGGCAGGUUGCUGACGUCUGUUUGAAAAUCUUUAACAAACUAAUAGCGCAGUACGAGCCCAAUGUUGAUGACUUUGUUGGAUGCCGUGUUGAAUUGCAAGGCGGAGAAACUACUCUAGUUAAUCCAGAACCAGGUUAUCAUAUCAUGACUCAAUUGCACUCGAAUUCUGAAUUCUUGCAUGUAAUCCUUUACAUUCUUGAUGAAGGUCGUCAUAAUUUAGAAACCUACGACUAUUUUCCUGGCAAAGAAAGCCUGGAAAACAGUACAUUGAAUUGUUUACGAAUCAUCGAACGCGGUCUGCGAAUCCAGCAUCAAUACAUGACACAAUUGGCCGUUGCGACGUCUGAUAAAAUCCUGACUGGACUAUCGAAGCUCCUAUUGGGCGUCAAUCCACGAACUGGCAAACCGGAUCACAUGACUAAUAUUGCGAUCUACGUGACUUUUAACUCCUGGUUACAAAACCACGCUUACGUUGCUAUUGGAAUAAUCCAAGGUGUUGCCAAUGAACCAGGAGCUGAUACUGAAUUACUCUCAACAUUCACAUCAACGUCUCACCUGACGUUAAUUAUCAGACACGGGUUUGUCGAGUGUCUGGACAUGGAUCCAGCUGACGCCAGUGCUCAGAACGAGCAGGAAGAAGAAAAUAAAGAUAACCCAUCACCAGUGGGCAAUUGUAAGGACAGAAUUUUACUGCUGCUGAUGCAGAGCAUCGGAAGACCUGCGCCAAAUCUGGCUCACUACUUACUGGGAUUCGAUACCACAAAAGAUAUAAAAAAAACUGUAAUCCAGCAGCCCGGGAUCUUGGGAUUCCCACGGACAUGUCUGCAUUCCAUUCUUGGAAUACUUGAGCAGUCUUUGGAACGAGGAAGAGACAAAAUAACUGAAGCCUGUUACUGGUUCCUUCAUAUCCUAGCAUCCAACAACAAAACUUCUGUUCCAGUAUUGAGAUUUUUACGGACAUCAACCAACCAAGAUUUUGUCCAGCGGCAUUUGUCUAAGUUACCGUUUCAAGGCAAAAAUCGCGCCACUGAAUUGACUUGUAUGUCAUGGCUGUUAAAAUUAGCAGCCAUCGAAUUGCACGUCACUGGAGGCAGCUUACAAAAUAGUCUCGUUCAAAGACUAGUCGGUAAUCCAACGCAAGACCGCGACCAAGUUUUGCCGCCGUCACAAAAAUUACUGAUGGAUUUACUUCACUACAUAGACUUUGAAUUACAACUCGAGCCGACUAAAUCCUGGGAGUUUUUCGAUCCGUCACAAGUCGAAAUGGUCUUGGGUAAAUGCUGUGUCCCUCUUACACAAAAUAUCGGUCCGCAGUUGAUAGACAUAAGACGCCUGCAUUUAUUAAUAAAAGAAGAACUUUCUGUGACCCAGAACAGCGCAACUGCAACUCAACGCAAGUUAAUGCAACAAGAAUUACAAUCGAUUUUAGCGUACGCAUUGAAACGCAAUCAAACAAAGACGUUGUCUUACGCGACUGUUAAAUUCGUUGAAGGCUGGUGCCAAGCCACAGAAAUAUUAUUCUCGAUCGCUACAUCCCAACAAUUGCCAACAAGUCAAAGACAAAAUAUGCUGCUUAAUUUAACCCACGAUUUGUUACAGAAAAUGACAUCAUGCGAGGCAUUGAAUGAAAUAAAAACUCUAGUAUCUGGCACAGUAUUGAUGCUUCUAGUUAAUUUAAAAAACACAUUCGCAGUCGACAAUGAAGAAAACUCCGAAAUAUUGCUGUCAUCUUCGCCAUCUUACGCCACGACAAUGAAAAUAAUCCUCAGCCAUAUUCUCCAAUGGAUACUAAAUUCCGGUGCAUCGUCACAAAAAGUCCGCACUCAUUUGUACGGCGCGUUGCUGAACUUCCUCUGCGUUGUCGGUCUUGAAAAAUCGGAAUUUUCUAACCUCACUUCGGGCACGACUUACGUCAGUCAACUUGACAAUUCACUUUACCGCUCGCUGACGAUCAACGAACGUUCCCAUCGCUACGCUACAAUCCAAGUGAUAAACGGAUUCGGCGACAAACUUAUGGAUAUUGUCUGCCAUAAUUGUUCCGGUGGCCAUGACGUUUGCAAAAUGCUGGCGCUUUCUUGCCUCGAUAAAAUUCUCGAAUUAGAUUGCGACAAUUCCUGGAUCGUUUAUUUAGCAAGUCGCGGAUACAUGAAGCACAUGAUAGACAGUCUUCUAGAAUCAGAUAAUCUAUUACGGAGUAUGCUGCAACCGGACCCAGUGACGUUACGUCCAUUGUAUCUUUACGAAGCCAAAAUGGCGACAUUCUGUCGCAUGGCAUCCUCAAGACUCGGCGCUGAAAGUUUAUUAGAAAAUAAAAUACUGUCAUGCCUAUCCAGCAUCAGUGUCUUUGAUCAACAUCCAGACAUUCAAAUAAGUUUUGAAACAAGUGAUUCAUUUUUACCAUCUAUUGGACAACGUUACCAACAAAUUUUACUACCGGCCCUUUACUUAUGCGACGCACUUCUGACAACCCUAGGUACAGAAAAUCAGUCAUGUGCAAUCCAAGUCUGCGGUUUUAUCCAAAGCCAUCGCGAUACCGUCGAGAUGAUUUUGCGUGCAGCGGCGCCAAAUUCAAACAAUUCAUUUUUGAAUCAAGUCGCCUGUCUAACCGGUGUUAUUGCACGUUCGGCAAAUAUCGACAUGUAUCAAUUGGUAGAGAGAGAACUCAUUAGCAUUGACAAUGCAGACGUAGAUCGUAAUAACAUUGAAAGCAACAAUGGCAUGAGAGAAUUGCGCGCGCAUUUGUUUAGACUACAAAAAUUAAUGGUGUCAUUGUUACCUAAGUUCAAUAAUCAAUCAUCGGACUAUUCAAAUGACCAUGAAGUGAUUGUCCAGCAACAAUACUCCUCAGUUAAAAUAGUCGCUAAUGUGUUACUUUAUGCGCGCAAUCAAAUGCAGCACACGCACAUGGAUCAGAAAAUACGCAACUUAUUAUUUGAACCCUACUUGACUAAAACAAGUAAAGACAGCAAACGCGGUGGCGACGGCUGUGGUGUAGGAUUGGGUUCAAUUGUUGAUCAGCUUGUGUCUGCAACGACGUUAUUACACUCGGAAUUACCUCACUUGCGUAGUUUAUUGAUGACCAUAGAUGUCGUAAAAAAUAUGAGUUCGACGGACUUGAAAAAAUAUUUGAUACCAGAGGAAAUGGAAUUGGAUAUGACGAAGCAGAAAAUAGUCGUUGGCAAACGUUUGGAAAAAGCUGCUAAUGAAAAACGUAAAAAUAUUAAGUAUUGCUCGAUUAUCGUCGAGCAUUGUCUGUACAUUCUUUGGAGUCACUUAGAUUUUUACACAACUAGUUCAACAUCUAAAUAUAAUAAGAGUCAAUUCGUUGGGAUAGAUGAUAGCAGUUUUGUUAUUUCUGGAGAUAUAUUGUCUGAUUUGAAGCAGGGCAUUGUCAGUGUACUCAAUGAUAGCUUUGUUACGCAGAUUGUCGACUUGUCACAGCAUGAAUAUUCAAUGGUGGAACAGACGUUCGUUGAAGCAUUAAUUAGAAGGAUAAAACGUUUAUUACAAUUUAUUAUUUUGAAAUGAUAUUAUUUUUUAAGUACUGCCAAUUUGUAUUCUUUAUUUCAUUAAUCAAAUAAACUGUUAAUUUUUAAAAGUAAA
Microplitis demolitor is the source of this 5946-nucleotide messenger RNA. RefSeq names its product nuclear pore complex protein Nup205 (gene Nup205). Gene Ontology annotation, cellular component: nuclear pore inner ring; nuclear pore. Gene Ontology annotation, biological process: nuclear pore organization. The record is from RefSeq and is a predicted model, not a curated record. Gene Ontology annotation, molecular function: structural constituent of nuclear pore. The transcript is spliced from 3 exons. The coding region runs from base 103 to 5871 and encodes 1922 amino acids. Lineage: Eukaryota; Metazoa; Arthropoda; Insecta; Hymenoptera; Braconidae.